UAUAAAUAGGGUACCAUUUUUAUAAAUGAUCCGAACCAAAGAUUAACUUGUUUCACUUCUUUUUUUUAAAAAAAAAUGAAACUUCCAAAAUACGAUGGAAAUAUUCAUCCAAAUGAAUGGAUAAAACAAAUUCAAAUAUGUUGUUUUCUUAAAAAAAUUGUAAAAGAUGAUGAUAUUCUUCAAAUUGCGAAAACGAUGAUCGACCCCAUUAUAAUUAAUAAUAAUAUGAUAUUAGAGAAUAAUAUAACUUCAUUAGAAGAACUCAAUAAUUUAUUAAAACAACAAAAUUCUUUUUUAAUUUUUAAAAAUUCAAGUAAAAGAAAAUUACAAUUAUUAAAAUUUCAAAUUAAAAAUGAUGAUAUGACAAAAUAUAUUUUAGAAUUUCGAUCACUUUGUCGUGAUGCUGAAAUUAAUGAUUUUGAAGAACAAAAAAAAUAUUUUAUUCAAUCAAUAUUACCUAUUAAUUUAAUUGAUUCAUUUAUUAUUAAAGAAUCUAAUUCUAUGAAUGAAUUAAUUAAAAAUUUUGAUGAUUUUUUAUUGAAUUAUUCAAGAAUUAUUAAAAAUAAUUCUUGUGUAGCUUUAAAACAUAUUGCUACAGGAAAAUAUUUAUCUAGUUGUAAUAAAAAAUAUCAAAAUUCUAAUUAUAAUUUGGUUUAUUGUGGUGAUAAUAUUCUAAAUAACGAUGCUUUAUGGAUUAUUAGUAAUAAUAAUAUUACAAAUUUAAUAACAUUUCAAAAUUCUAUUACUUUGAAGCAUAAGUCAUCUUCUAAUAAUUAUUUAUCUGUUGAUUCUGAUUAUAAAGCUUGUGGUGGUAACGAAGGUUUAACUAUCGAUUGGACUUUACAACAUAGUAAAAAUGAAAGAAAUUAUUUAGAAUCCAAAGAUAAUGUUCUUUUAAAAAUUUCAUUUGGAAAGAAUACAAAUGUAAAAAAUUUAACUUUACGUAGUCAUGAAAAUAUUUUAAAAAUUGAUAAUAAUGAUUAUCAAGAAGUUUUCGCUCACGAAAAUAGAAUCGGUGGAAUUGAUGAGUGGUGUAUUGAACUUAUCGAGUAGCACUACUUGAAAUAAAUCUUUGAUACAUAAGAUUUAAUAUAGCAAUUAUAGUUAUAGCAUCACUUCAUAGUUAUACGUGACGUCG
This is a messenger RNA of Rhizophagus irregularis DAOM 181602=DAOM 197198, 1138 nucleotides long. RefSeq lists its product as uncharacterized. NCBI's taxonomy places the organism in Eukaryota, Fungi, Glomeromycota, Glomeromycetes, Glomerales, Glomeraceae. The record is from RefSeq and is a predicted model, not a curated record.